Molecule: messenger RNA, 1824 nt
Organism: Maniola jurtina (meadow brown)
Lineage: Eukaryota; Metazoa; Arthropoda; Insecta; Lepidoptera; Nymphalidae
Gene: Spt-I
Product: serine palmitoyltransferase 1
Exons: 6
Coding region: 152-1483 (443 amino acids)
Biological process (GO): sphingosine biosynthetic process; ceramide biosynthetic process
Cellular component (GO): endoplasmic reticulum
Molecular function (GO): pyridoxal phosphate binding; serine C-palmitoyltransferase activity
Source: RefSeq, a predicted model, not a curated record
UCAAAGAUGAAAUAUUUUGUUUGUGACGUUAGUGUUUGAUUAAUUUCAAUAAAUUUUUGAUUAUAUCGGCGAGAGCCGAGAAACUAGAAUUUUAAUAAUUACUUGUUAGUCGUUAUUGAAUGUGUGAGGACGUUAAUUCAAAUUCACAAAAAUGAUUUUCAUGGAUAUCUAUGAUACCGCUAGUUGGUGGACAAUAGUUAUCGCUGCCCAAGUCGUUAUCGGCUCAGUAUAUUUUUUAUGGUUGAGAAAAUCGAAGAAACCUGAAGACCGAUUGACUAAGAGAAAAUUGCUUGAAUGGAAGCCCUUACCGUUAGUUGAAGAUGAUUUGAUGGUCCCAGAGCCUCCUUUGAUGGGGAAAAUUGAUGAGAAUGUUCUAAAUGUGGGUGCUACUAGCUUUCUUUGCCUAGAUAGGGAGGCCACAAUCAUGGAACGGGCUAUACAAUCUUUGCAUAAGUAUGGAGUUGGUUCAUGUGGUCCUCGAGGGUUCUAUGGUACCAUAGAUGUGCAUUUGGAGCUGGAAGAGAGGCUGGCAAAAUUCUUACAGGUGGAAGAAACCUGUGUAUACUCAUAUGGGUUCUCAACAGUAGCCAGUGCCAUUCCCGCAUAUGCUAAGAAAGGGGAUAUCAUUUUUGCGGAUGAAAAAGUAUGGUUCGCCAUACAAAAAGGCAUAGACGCCUCACGGAGUACAGUCAGAUACUUCAAACAUAACGACAUGAAAGACCUGGAGCGGCAGUUGGAACAAGCGGCCGAGAAGAAAGAGCUUAACCCGAAAAGAAGAGCCUUUUUGAUUGCGGAGGCUAUUUACUACAAUACUGGUAAAAUGUGCCCUUUGAGAAAAUUGGUGGAGUUAGCACGAAGGUACAAGUUGAGGAUUAUUUUGGACGAAAGCUUAACUAUUGGGGUGAUUGGUAAGCACGGGCGAGGCCUGACUGAACACCUGAACGUUCCUCGCGACGAGAUCGACCUGAUCGUAGGCUCGCUGGAACACUCCUUCGCGACCAUCGGAGGCUUCUGCGCCGGCACGCACUUCAUUGUGGAACACCAACGGCUUUCCGGAUUAGGGUAUUGCUUCAGCGCGUCUCUACCUCCCAUGCUGACCGAAGCAGCCAUUGCAGCGCUGGAUAUCAUAGAGGAAAAGCCCUCCAUCAUCAGCGAGCUAGAUGAAAACUCCAUUAAAUUGAACAGGGCCCUUACAAACUUGAAGAACUACACAUUCAGUGGAGAUGAGCUGUCGCCUGUGAAACAUGUCUACCUCAACAACUCAAGCCUACCAUACGAAGCCAAAGAGUCGUAUCUCAGAAAUAUUACUAAAUAUUGCCUGGACAAAGGCGUCGCCAUGACAGUUGCAGCUUAUAUAAAGGACGCUGAAGUUAACUGUCCAGAACCUUCUAUAAGAUUGGCGUCGAGUAGAAAACUUAAUGAUUCUAUUAUAACGCAGAUUUGCGAUUUAUUGGAGGAGGCGUACAUGAAUUGUAGGCCUUAAAUAGUAAGGCUGAAUAAGAAGUAUUGACCUAAGAAUUUUUUUUUUUUUUGGCAAAGAUUGAAUAUCUGUUCAGCCUUAACAGUCAAAGUUUUAUUUAUUUUUGUAUUUUUUAAUAAAGAGCACAAAUGUCACAAUUGCACUAAUUAUUAUUAUUAUUAUUUUGAGAACAUUCCAAUUCCAUACUUAUUUAUAUUACAUAGACAUAAUUUAGCCAAAGAAAUGUAUUUAAAUACCUACUUACUGUAUAUAAGAACCUAUUAUAAUAAGAAAAAGUAUAAUGUACCAGUGAAAUAAAACUGAAUAAGUAUUGUAUUAAUUUAUUUAACAAGGCACAAAUAAAA